Molecule: messenger RNA, 2911 nt
Organism: Glycine soja
Lineage: Eukaryota; Viridiplantae; Streptophyta; Magnoliopsida; Fabales; Fabaceae
Product: DNA gyrase subunit B, chloroplastic/mitochondrial-like
Exons: 21
Coding region: 155-2329 (724 amino acids)
Biological process (GO): DNA topological change
Cellular component (GO): chromosome
Molecular function (GO): DNA topoisomerase type II (double strand cut, ATP-hydrolyzing) activity; ATP binding; DNA binding
Source: RefSeq, a predicted model, not a curated record
CUUCGUGUGGAGGGAAAAGAUUAAGAAGUCAGGUACGCUAAAAUGAGCAGUGUAGGGUUUAGAGAAAGAAGAUAGCGUCAGUGAACUGAAGAAGGUAACUUAGGAGGGAAACGGAACGAUAAAGUAUUUGAUUUUGCACCCAAAUGCGAAUGUGAUGGCACAUGUUCUUCUGCUUCGCCCUCCUCUGCUUCGCGUCAUGUCCUUUCGCUUCAUCACCUCCUUUUCCUUCCACUCGCGCCUUUCUUCAUUCCCUUCUUCUACUCUCUCCAAAACCAGGACGAGUUUUCCUCUGAGAAAAUUUUGGGCUCCCUGUUCGGUUCCAAAUGCGGUCACUCCAAGGGCGUUUAUGUCUUCUAUCUCGACCACCGAAGCUUUUCACAAUAGUGAAAGUCCCACAGCUUAUAGUUCUGAUCAAAUUCAGGUGCUUGAAGGCUUGGACCCUGUGAGGAAAAGGCCCGGGAUGUAUAUUGGAAGCACCGGCCCACGGGGGUUGCACCAUUUGGUGUAUGAAAUUUUGGAUAAUGCUGUUGAUGAAGCUCAAGCUGGGUUUGCUUCCAAGAUUGAUGUUGUUUUACUUGCGGAUGAUUCUGUGAGCAUCACAGACAAUGGUCGCGGGAUUCCUACUGACUUGCAUCCAGUUACAAAUAAAUCUGCCUUGGAGACAGUGUUGACGGUCUUGCAUGCUGGUGGAAAAUUCGGUGGUGCCAACAGUGGCUACUCUGUUUCAGGAGGUUUACAUGGUGUUGGUUUGUCUGUUGUUAAUGCUUUGUCUGAGUUGCUAGAGAUAACAGUUUGGCGUGAUGGAAUGGAAUACAUGCAAACAUAUUCUCGUGGAAAGCCAGUGUCAAUUCUGAAAUGCCUUGUGCUUCCAGAUGAAAGGAAAGAUCUUCGAGGGACACGUGUUAGAUUUUGGCCUGACAAAGAAGUAUUCACCACUGCUAUUCAGUUUGAUCACAACACAAUUGCCGGACGCAUUAGGGAAUUAGCUUUCCUCAACCCAAAGCUUACAAUCACGUUUCGGAAAGAGGACAAUGAUCCAGAAAAAGUUCAAUAUAAUGAAUAUUUCUAUGCUGGGGGAUUGGUUGAAUAUGUGAAAUGGCUUAACACCGAUAAGAAAGCUCUUCAUGAUGUUCUGAGUUUUAGAAAAGAAACAGAUGGCAUCACAGUUGAUAUAGCUUUUCAAUGGUCUGAAGAUGCAUAUUCAGAUACAAUACUGGGAUAUGCUAAUAGUAUACGCACUAUUGAUGGUGGCACUCAUAUUGAUGCUAUGAAGGCUUCUAUAACAAGAACUCUUAAUAGUCUUGGAAAGAAGUCCAAAGUUAUUAAGGAGAAGGAUAUUACUCUAAGUGGCGAGCAUGUGAGAGAGGGUCUAACAUGUGUUGUCUCAGUCAAGGUCCCAAAUCCUGAGUUUGAAGGACAAACAAAGACAAGGUUAGGAAAUCCAGAGGUGCGAAAAGUGGUUGAUCAAUCUAUUCAGGAAUAUCUUACUGAGUAUUUAGAAUUGCAUCCAGAUGUUCUUGAUUCAGUACUUUCUAAAGCUCUUAAUGCUUUUAAGGCAGCUCUGGCAGCAAAAAGAGCAAGGGAAUUGGUGAGACAAAAGAGUGUUUUGAGAUCUUCAUCCCUUCCAGGAAAACUAGCUGAUUGUUCAUCUACAGAUCCUGAAGAAUGUGAAAUCUUUAUAGUUGAAGGUGAUUCAGCUGGAGGAAGUGCUAAGCAAGGGCGUGACAGGCGCUUCCAGGCCAUUCUCCCUCUGAGGGGUAAGAUUCUGAAUAUUGAAAGGAGGGAUGAAGCAGCAAUGUACAAAAAUGAAGAGAUCCAAAAUUUAAUUCUUGGUCUUGGUCUCGGGGUGAAGGGAGAGGAUUUUAAGAAAGAUGCACUCCGAUAUCAUAAGAUUAUUAUUUUGACUGAUGCUGAUGUGGAUGGUGCCCACAUCCGAACACUGCUACUGACAUUUUUCUUCAGAUAUCAGAGGGCUUUGUUUGAUGAAGGUUGCAUAUAUGUUGGUGUUCCACCAUUGUACAAGGUUGUAAGGGGAAAACAAGUGCACUAUUGCUAUGAUGAUGCUGACCUUAAAAAGCUUCAAAGAUCAUUCCCUCCUAAUGCAUCAUACAACAUGCAAAGGUUCAAAGGGUUGGGAGAGAUGAUGCCUUUACAACUAUGGGAAACAACCAUGGAUCCAGAACGCAGGUUAUUGAAGCAAUUAAAAGUUGAGGAUGCAGCGGAAGCAAAUAUUGUUUUUUCCUCUCUUAUGGGUACUCGGGUGGAUUUUCGGAAGGAACUUAUACGAAACUCUGCAAGCAUGAUUGAUCUUGAUCAGCUAGAUAUUUGAUGGUGCAGCUAGAUGUGGAGAAGUGGAAUGCCUUCCAUAUUAACCAUACACUACAAUACAGUCAAGCACAAAAAAAUUUCUAUAUGCUGGGGAAUGUGGAGAGGUCUUGAAUGAAAGCAAGGCUCCUGUUUUUUCAUUGGUGCCAUUUGAUGAUUUAGAGGAAGGGUUUACUAGCACAAAAUGGAGUUGCACUUUUAGUUGAUGGGAAAUAUUUGGGAGGCAUGUUGGAGGUUCUAAUUUUAUUUUAAAAAAUUUGUCAAGCGCAUAUGUUUUUUGCCCCCACCUAUGUAUGGUCCCAAAUUUUGUAACUGCACGUGUAAUCAUAUUCAAGUACUUCAGAUGUUACCCUUCACAGGUUACCAUUAAAAUGCAAGGUUAAAGUUUACUGUGAGUGUACUGUGAUCAAACUGGGUCGAGUAUUUGCAGAAAUACUAGAAUUGAAACUUUUUUUGUGUUCCUAAAUUAUGUUUGAACGGUCAAUGACUGAAUGAAACGCGUGUAUGGGGAGGCAUCAACUUUAAGGAACAUGACAAAGGCUAUAUUCACUGAUAUACUGCUACUUAUUAAUCUGCCAUUUUGAUA